CCUCGAGAACCACCAUCGGAUAACACCUCGAGCGCAAUCAACGGUUGGAUUGUCCUGCUCUUGUCGACGAAGGACAUACAAACGGAAAACCACAGUAAGUUUGCCAGAAGGAUCAUAAACAGUUCACAAGUCAAUAGUAUUCUAGGACCUUCCCCCGAAUUAGCAGAAAAAUAAAAAGAGUUGCCCAGGAACACAUGAGUGAAAUUGCCCAGAAUUAGAUGUGGUCAAUCAAUGAUGAUCCUAUACGGCAAAAUUAACAGGGAAUACUCCACCUGUAU
This is a messenger RNA of Caenorhabditis elegans, 278 nucleotides long. Lineage: Eukaryota; Metazoa; Nematoda; Chromadorea; Rhabditida; Rhabditidae. The record is from the annotation of a RefSeq genome assembly.